AUGAAAAAGCCGCUAUCUGGCUAUGGAAGCUCACAUCCUAAUAUUGCAGUCAUAAAGUAUUGGGGAAAAGCAGAUACAAUAAACAACAUGCCCUCCAGCCGAUCCAUCUCAUUUCCCUUAACAAACUUCUUGACUGAAACUGUUGUCGAGCAUUCUCUGGAAGAAGACAGGUUUUAUCUGAACGGCAAAAUGCUUCCCAUUGGCGAGAAAAUGGGUCGGGCUGUGGAGAUAUUCAGGAAGAAGUCUGGAGAUGAUAGGCCAGUCUGCAUCAGAUCAUUCAGCAACUUCCCGCACUCCUGUGGACUCGCCUCCUCGGCAUCCGGGCUUGCAGCACUUGUACUGGCUUUGAAUGACUUUUACGGCCUAGACAUGCCGGAAGAAGAGUUGUGUAUUGCUGCAAGGAUUGGGUCUGGAAGCGCCGGAAGAAGCAUAUCCACGGGGAUCCACCUGUUUGACGGGAUGUCUGUUGAGAGGCUCCCCUCGUGGAAAGAGGUCCGGAUCCUCUCCAUCAUCCUGUCAGGGGACUGCAAGAAGACAGGAAGCACCGAGGGAAUGAUAAGGACAAAAGAGACAAGCAACUUCUACCAGGAGAGGCUGGCUAGAAUUGAAAGAAAGAUCAAAGCCAUGGUUCAGUAUAUUUCUCAGAAAGACUUCGACGGGUUUGCCCAUCUCACAAUGAGGGAGUCCAAUGAGCUCCAUGCCAUCCUCAUGGAGACAUAUCCCCCAAUUAGAUACAUCAGAGACGACGGAUUCAAGGUCAUCGAGAUGUGCCACGAGUUCAACAGGGACAGGACAAGGGUUGCCUACACGUUUGAUGCUGGCCCAAACCCAUUCCUAAUAACCUUGGAACAGCACCUCCAUGCGGUAGAAGACUUCUUCAAAGCCUACGAGCUGGUUCCGUGCAACUAUUAG
Messenger RNA from Encephalitozoon cuniculi GB-M1, 912 nucleotides. RefSeq names its product diphosphomevalonate decarboxylase MVD1. The transcript has a single exon. Gene Ontology annotation, molecular function: diphosphomevalonate decarboxylase activity; ATP binding. Lineage: Eukaryota; Fungi; Microsporidia; Unikaryonidae. The record is from RefSeq and is marked provisional. Gene Ontology annotation, cellular component: cytosol. The coding region runs from base 1 to 912 and encodes 303 amino acids. Gene Ontology annotation, biological process: isopentenyl diphosphate biosynthetic process, mevalonate pathway; isoprenoid biosynthetic process.